Messenger RNA from Peronospora matthiolae, 174 nucleotides. The record is from the annotation of a GenBank genome assembly. NCBI's taxonomy places the organism in Eukaryota, Oomycota, Peronosporomycetes, Peronosporales, Peronosporaceae.
AUGUGCGCACGCCGUCUCUUUUCGUGCACAAAUUGGAGUGUUAUCCCCAAUGCUAAAGGUGCUCUGCAGGAGAGACAUCUCUACGAGCAACGGAGUGCCACUCACUACGGCGUGUCGAAAGCUGCGGCCGAGAUGGAUCACGACUCGCUGGGAAGGAGCACGUGCGACCCGUGA